ACAAAAUCGUAAGCAACCAAGUAAAUCUUGUGUGUGAAUUAAGUGUUUUUUUGGAAAAUUUUAUAACAUAACAUUAUCAAUAUGAAAUUCAUGGUAUGUUUGAUCUUUGCUUUAAUUGCAACCGUAUAUGGACAAAAUGAAUCAAAGAAAACAGAAAAACGUGGAAUCUAUGGUGGAUUAGGUUAUGGAUAUGGUGGAUUAGGUUUAGGUAGCUUAGGCUAUGGACAUGGAUACGCUGCUGCACCAUCAUUAUUAGCUGCUCCAUCUCUAUCAUAUGGCCAUGCUGCUAUUGCUGCACCAGCUUUAAGUUAUGCAUCUGCACCAUUGAGUAUUGCACAUGCUCCAGCAUAUGCAAGUAUCUCUCAUGCACCUGCAUUAAGCAUUGCACAUGCCCCAGCAAUCAGUUACGCAUCAGCACCAAUCUACUCCAAAGCAAUUGCCGCUCCAGCAAUCAGUUAUGCAUCAGCUCCAAUCUACUCAAAAACAAUUUCUGCCGCUCCAGCUAUUUCCUACGGCCAUGGCUUAGGAUAUGGUUUGAGUCAUGGUUAUGGUUUGGGAUUAGGUUAUGGACAUGGAUUAGGUUAUGGACAUGGAUUAGCAUAUCAUUAGGGAUUUAAUGUUAAAAUUAAUGUUAAAAUUUUUUCCAUUGAAGAGAUCUCUCUAAAAUAAUGUUCAUAAUAUUUAUUAAAUGUAAUUAUUUUUGUACAUCAAAAUUUUGCACAUUCCGAAUCCAUAAAUAAAAAUUAUUUUUUAUAAA
Chrysoperla carnea is the source of this 757-nucleotide messenger RNA. RefSeq names its product cuticle protein 65-like. The transcript is spliced from 2 exons. The record is from RefSeq and is a predicted model, not a curated record. Bases 82 to 609 code for a protein of 175 amino acids. NCBI's taxonomy places the organism in Eukaryota, Metazoa, Arthropoda, Insecta, Neuroptera, Chrysopidae.